AUGGCUCUUCAUCUUUCCUUUAGAUCACCAUCAGUGUCAAACUCAUAUCAAGGAUCACCUUUAGUUGAGAGAAUAUCAGAGGAGCCUUUGCCUUUGCCAAACAAAACUGCUCAAAGCACUGUCACAUGUAUCUACCAAGCCAAUGUUGCAGGGCAUUGGAGAAAUAUAUCAGUCUUAUGGUGCAAAAACCUUAUGAACCAUACAUUAAACCUCAAGGUUGAUAGCAUAAGGGGUGAGUUUCAAUACACUUGUAAGAUUGAUGUUAAGCCAUGGUACUUUUGGAACAAAAAAGGGUAUAAAUCUUUUGAGGUUGAUGGCCAUCCUGUGGAAGUCUAUUGGGAUCUCCGGUCAGCUAAGUUUUCCGGCAGCCCGGAGCCGAGCAGCGAUUAUUAUGUAGCAUUAGUGUCUGAUGAAGAGGUGGUGUUGUUAUUGGGGGAUUAUAGGAAGAAAGCUUACAAGAGAAUGAAAAUGAGACCAACCCUUAUCGAGGCUGUGCUACUUGUCAAGAGAGAAAACGUUUUUGCCAAGAAAAGCUUCUCAACAAGGGCCAGAUUUGAUGAGAAGAGAAAAGAGAGUGACAUUGUUGUGGAGAGUUCAACCAUUGGGCAAAAAGAACCUGAAAUGUGGAUUAGCAUAGAUGGGAUUGUGUUGAUUCAUGUUAAGAAUUUGCAGUGGAAGUUUAGAGGGAACCAAACUGUUAUGGUUAAUAAGCAACCUGUACAAGUGUUUUGGGAUGUGCAUGAUUGGUUGUUUAGUUUCCCAGGAUCAGGACCUGGUUUGUUCAUUUUCAAAGCAGGGCCUGCAGAGGCUGAGAAUGAAAAAGAAGACAGAGUUUUUGAAGGUUGUGACAGUGAUGAUGGUAGUAGUGGUUAUUAUUCAACUCGGAGUUAUGCUUCCUUUGAAUCUUCCCUUGUUCUAUGUGCCUACAAACUUGAGUAA
Messenger RNA from Gastrolobium bilobum, 939 nucleotides. RefSeq lists its product as uncharacterized. The transcript has a single exon. The coding region runs from base 1 to 939 and encodes 312 amino acids. NCBI's taxonomy places the organism in Eukaryota, Viridiplantae, Streptophyta, Magnoliopsida, Fabales, Fabaceae. The record is from RefSeq and is a predicted model, not a curated record.